Haplochromis burtoni (Burton's mouthbrooder) is the source of this 4317-nucleotide messenger RNA. It is a transcript of the gene hoxc8a, whose product is annotated as homeobox C8a. The coding region runs from base 340 to 1092 and encodes 250 amino acids. Gene Ontology annotation, cellular component: nucleus. Gene Ontology annotation, molecular function: DNA-binding transcription factor activity, RNA polymerase II-specific; RNA polymerase II transcription regulatory region sequence-specific DNA binding. Lineage: Eukaryota; Metazoa; Chordata; Actinopteri; Cichliformes; Cichlidae. The transcript has 2 exons. Gene Ontology annotation, biological process: regulation of transcription by RNA polymerase II. The record is from RefSeq and is a predicted model, not a curated record.
AGGAAAAAGAAAGAAAAGAGCAGCGCCUGUGACUGUGCCGGUCGAGCGAGCCAGCUGUAACCUUAGCUAACACACAUCCAAAGCACAUGCCAUGAGCCGGGUUUGAGACUGCAAAACCUGGAAAAAAACCCACUCACGACUGCGAGGAGAAAUCCGAUGAGAGGAACGGCUCAGAGAGAGUGAGCUGCCGUAGAUUGUCCAAAGGGGCAGCGUUUCUCCUAGUUCCGGUUUGUCUGCUUGUGUGCGCUGUGCGAGUUGGGACCCUAAACAAAAGGCUGCCAUCAUCCUAAAGGAGAUAUUCUGCUGCGAGAGAGCCCGUCUGCUUGAUGCUAACUAAACAUGAGCUCCUAUUUUGUUAACCCUCUUUUUUCUAAAUACAAAGGCAGCGAGUCACUGGAGCCAACUUACUACGACUGCAGGUUUCCACAAAGCGUUGCCCGCAGCCACACGCUAGUUUACGGACCCGGAGCAGCCGCACCGGGCUUUCAGCACCCAUCCCAUCAUGUGCAGGACUUUUUUCACCACGGGACCACGGGGAUCUCCAACCCCGGAUACCAGCAAAACCCCUGCGCUUUGGCUUGCCACGGAGACGCAACGAAAUUUUAUGGAUAUGAAGCCCUUCCAAGGCAAACGCUUUAUGGUACCCAACAAGACGCAAGCCUAGCGCAAUACCCAGACUGUAAAUCGUCGAGCAGCUCUAACCCCGGAGAAGGACAAGGCCACUUAAAUCAAAACUCCUCUCCCAGUCUUAUGUUUCCUUGGAUGAGACCCCACGCCCCAGGAAGACGGAAUGGGAGGCAAACCUACAGUCGCUACCAAACUCUUGAACUGGAGAAGGAGUUUCUGUUCAACCCUUACCUGACCCGUAAGAGAAGGAUCGAGGUGUCUCACGCCCUGAGCCUCACCGAGCGACAGGUGAAAAUUUGGUUUCAGAACAGAAGGAUGAAGUGGAAAAAAGAGAACAACAAAGACAAGUUUCCGGGUCAAAGAGGAGAGGCCGAAGCCGAGGCCGAAGAAGAGGGGAACGAGGACGGUGAAGGGGAAGAGGCAGAAGAGAAAGAAGCGGAAGAGAAAGAAGAGACCAAGGAGUGAUUUUAUGGUCCUUUUAUGGUUAUAUGGGUGAAAAAGAGGAAAAAAGGAGAGGUCCCAUAAACAGACGAAGAGUCACAAGGAGGCAGAGAGCGUCAACUUUAUGACCACCCUUCUAUUUUGUCAAGAGGGAUCAGGAAUCCCACCAAUAUUGCUGUCAUAAAUAGACAAAAUUCUCCAUUCUUUCGUUUAUCCUAACAUGAUGCGCAUUACCAUUUGGAUUUUUCUGUAGAAGCUACAAACGCUUGUAGCGUUUUUUUCUCUCCAUAGAACUCUGGCCAUUGUUUUAAAAAAAUAAGGGAGGGUAAAUUAAAACGCAUGUUGGAUGGAAAAUGGCUUAGCUAUUUUUUACAAAUUUGCUUUUAAUAAUAAUUGUAUCAAAAACGUAGCCAAAUAAGAUCAAAACAUGACCAACGCCGACCUGUGUUGUAAAUAGAUUAUAGCCUACAUAAAAAAAAGACAUCACUUCAAAGUAGCCUUUCUGAAAUUGUAAAAAAAAUGUAGGCCUAUAACUUAGUAGUAAGUGUUAAAACAUCAUCGCAACAGUUGCAUUGGCUAGCAGCCUCUGUAUAAACCACAAGUUUUAUUAUUAUAAUUGUUACUGUUACUGUUUUACUCGUUUUCAUGUGACAGCCAUUAGCUCCUCAGACAUCUUUCUCUAGGAUUACCAGGGAAAUGCAAUCGUUUGGAAUCCUUUGAUGCUACCUAAACCUGGGGAAAUUGCAAUAGAGAUUUCUGAAUAUAGAGAUUUCAUAUGGUUUUAAUUUUAAAGUGUUCUAUAUCGACCUUAUAUUAUUAAGUUAUGUAUGUAGCAUUUACCCAACAAACAGUAUACACUUGUUGAAGACAAUUUGCGAGUCUUGGGAAGACACUUAGCUCAAAGCCAAGUAAACACUUUUGAGAUUGUACCACAGCACUACCUAAAAACUCAGAGCUUUGCCUUUGCAGAAUUUAUAUUCCACAUUUAUGGCAUCGCUCUGAUUUGAUCGCAAGCUAUUUCCCCAACAACUAAAACUGCCUAUAACGCACAUGUACUGUGUAUGAUAACAACAGCUACAAUUACAACGAUUUUAAAGUAAGGGAAUUUUUAUUUUAAUGUGCUGGUGAUAUAGCGUAGUUGUUUUGCACUGAAUAUAAUCUUUAUGUACGUCUUGUUAUAUAUUGAUGUUAACAAUAUGCUCGUUUUCUGGUGUUUCUCCUGUGAAAGACGGAAUUGUGUGUCCCCGACAUUGUUGAUGUAAAAUCACGAAUAAACAAGAUGGCUCACUAUCAUUUCUGGUUUUAUUAAGACUGUGCACUCUGUUGUUAGAACAAACAUCAUCACCACCCUUUCUCCGUGUACACAAAACAAAUGCAAUGCAGACAUAGGUGAAGUGAAAAUAUACAGGGUAGUAUUUUCUUUUUUAAAGAGUUCAAUAUGAACCCCUGUUUUCAUGCACGGACAACAGUAAGUAGAUAACGUGCAACAGAAAAGCCCCUUGAAUAAUUCAAAACUGAUGAUUUGAUGAUGCCUCGAUUUUCAGCCUGUGCAUCCAAAAAGUGCUUCGGCAGGAGGGAAGAUAGUGCAGAAGCCUCCUAAAUAAAGUUUUCCCAAUUUAAACUUUCAGAACAGUUCGAUUAAAAAAGCGCCAGACACGCGUUUGCGGAUGUAUCUCUUUACCUUUUAAGGAAAGACAGCGAAUCCCAUUCACAGCAGGCCUACUCUCCAAAGCCUGAGUCGUAUUUGAUUCAUCCUCUUAAUAAGAAACUUCCUCUCUUCAGGGAGGACACGAAGCUUUCCUUAAUGAAUCUCGGGAUGACUGAUUGCUGUUUGAGAGAUGAGAUGAGCAAACAUUUGACGUGCUAUGUUAAUAAUCAAACAAAGUAAUGGCAGAGCUUGAGGGAGGCUUUAUCUGUCAGAGGCCAUACAUUUGCAAGGUGUUGCGUGAAUCUUGUGUCCAGACAAUCCGCCGGAAAAGCACCAGAGCGCUGAAAUCAAAGCGAACGGGGGAGGCCAAGUGCAGGUAACAGGUAACAUCUCUCUUCGGCAGUCCAGCUGGUUUUCAUGAUGACGGGUUGUAAUAGACAGAGGACGUGAACAGACAACGUGAAAUCUGAGUAACACACUCAAGUAGGACUAAACUGCGAUAAAUAUCAAACGGUACACCAAUGUGGGUCUCUGAACGUGCUGUUAACGGGGUAAAAUACCAGUACUUGCUCUAUCAUAUUAGCCCUCAACAGAAAUUUGAACCCUCUUUUUCAAAACAUGAAAUUCGACCUCACCCUUCUCUUGGUUUGAUUCCCCCCUCACCCCCCUUUUUUUAACCGGAUCUGAAUUUUUCAAAUUGAGAACAGAAUGAUUUUCAACAUAUUGUUUCUUUAAAAAAUGCAUUUAUUGCAAUUUUAAUGCAAUAUUAGACGUAAUUUCAAAGUAAAUAAUAGUAGUAAAUACACCAUAACAUGACCCGGGACUUGAAUAAUUUAGCUGCCGAAUUUCAGCGUUAGGCAGCUAAAUUAUUCAAAGUCUGUUGCUUUUUAUUUGCUCACUUAUAAACGGUUCAAAUAAGCUUCAGUGCAUAUAUGGAACAUUGUGGACGCAAAUGCAAUGCCAAGGAGUAAGUGUUAGGGGAUUUUAUAAUGUGUAGUUAAAAAGUGUCCAUAUUGAAAUGUGCGAUUGAAACUAUUUAUAUUUAAGCCCACACUCGUAAUUGGAAAAUUAUCCUCAUCUAAGAAUUCUUUUGUAAAGAAAAGGAAAAAACAAAAAACGAACUAACCUCUUGUUGUGCUUCAGACCUCUUUUAUUUGAACAAAAUGAAUUAAUAAAUAUAAAUAAAUAGUGUUGAAGGGUAACAACAUAACACAGCCUAACGAAGGAAGACAGAACGAAAGCAGUGUUCAAGGCUUUUUAUGUGAACAUUAUUCGCAAAAACGCAAACUUAUCCACAUUAACUGGAAACUUAUUUUUCAAUCAAACAUUCCCAUUUCAUCUCAAUCCAGACUGAGACCAAAAGAUGUCGGAGUCUUUCACGUCUCCUCUUUUUAUGGCUUUCCCCCUAACAGUGACUUUUUCUCUCUCUCUCGGAUCAAACAGUGUUGCGCCAAAGCGCAACCUUUUAAUUCAGGGUGUUUAUUUCUCUGUUUACGUGCGCUUUGUCUCUAGAAAAUUUCCGGAAGUGUCCCUCAGUCACAGCUAUCCAGCAUCCCGUAUUACCCCUUUGUGUGAAUGUGUGUGUGUGUGUGUGUGUGUGU